Purpureocillium lilacinum is the source of this 1515-nucleotide messenger RNA. Its product is annotated as lanosterol 14-alpha-demethylase. The record is from RefSeq and is a predicted model, not a curated record. Gene Ontology annotation, molecular function: iron ion binding; monooxygenase activity; oxidoreductase activity, acting on paired donors, with incorporation or reduction of molecular oxygen. NCBI's taxonomy places the organism in Eukaryota, Fungi, Ascomycota, Sordariomycetes, Hypocreales, Ophiocordycipitaceae.
AUGAUUUGGUGGCUUGUCGUCUUGCCGCUGGUCCUUUGGACCAGUUGCAUCAUCCGCCAGCUGCUUCCGAAACGCCGCACUGAGCCGCCGACGGUGUUCCACUGGUUUCCCUUCCUCGGAAGCGCGGUGUCCUAUGGCACAAACCCUCAGAGCUUCUUUUCGAGAUGCCGAGAAAAGUAUGGCGACAUCUUCACUUUUGUGCUGCUCGGGAAACGAAUUACGUGCUACUUUGGCCUGGAAGGAAACGAAUUCAUCCUCAACGGCAAGCAGCAAGACCUCAACGCCGAAGAGAUCUACGGCCCCCUGACGAUCCCCGUCUUCGGCUCCGACGUCAUCUACGACUGCCCCAACUCGAAGCUCAUGGAGCAGAAGAAGUUUGUCAAGUUUGGGCUCACGCAACAGGCCCUCGAGUCCCACGUCCCGCUCAUCGAACGAGAAGUGCUCGACUACAUCAAGGGGGCCGCCGCCUUCAAGGGCCAGAACGGGACCACGCACGUCGGCAAGACCAUGUCGGAAAUAACAAUUUUCACCGCGGGGAGGGCCCUGCAGGGGGACGAGGUGCGGGCCAAGCUGACCGCCGAGUUCGCGUCGCUUUAUCACGACCUGGACAUGGGCUUCCAGCCCAUCAACUUCCUGAUGCCGUGGGCACCGCUGCCGCACAACCGCAAGCGAGACGAGGCGCACUCAAAGAUGCGAGACGUCUACAUGGACAUCAUUGCGAGGCGCCGGCAGAGCGGAGCCGCUCCGAGCUCUGACAUGAUUUCGAACCUCAUGAACUGCAAAUACAAGGACGGCCGGGCUGUGCCUGACAAGGAGAUUGCGCACUUGAUGAUUACGCUGCUCAUGGCGGGGCAGCACACGUCUGCCUCGGCAAGCUCGUGGAUUAUGUUGCAUCUUGCGUCCCGGCCAGAUAUUGGGGAGCAGCUGUACCGCGAGCAGGUGGCCAACCUGGGCGCCACAGGGACCGGACAAUUGGAGCCGUUGAAGUACUCUGACCUGGCGAAGCUUCCUCUGCUAAGCAAUGUGAUAAAGGAGACGCUAAGAGUGCACUCGGCCAUCCACUCCGUCAUGCGCAAGGUCAAGCGGCCCAUGGAGGUACCUGGCACGCCAUACGUCGUAACGCCGGACAAGGUACUCCUGGCAUCGCCGUCUGUUACGGCCAUGAGCGAGCACCACUUCAAGAACGCCAGCGAAUGGGAUCCGCACCGCUGGGAAUCGGCCUCUGGAGCGGUGAGCGGCGGCAACGGCGGCGACGAGGACGAUGAAAGCAUCUCGCGUGGCACGCGCAGCCCCUAUCUGCCCUUUGGCGCGGGCCGACACCGUUGCGUGGGGGAGAAGUUUGCCUACCUCAACCUGGGAGUCAUCGUCGCGACGCUGGUGCGCAGCUUCCGGUUCUACACGGUAGACGGGAAGGGGACGGUGCCGGAGACGGACUACUCAUCGCUGCUGUCGCGGCCCAAGGAGCCGGCGGUGGUGCGGUGGGAACGGCGGUACGAGUCGGGGUUGGAAGCGUGA